AGCAGCGUAUUCGGCUUGAAUGGUCGAUUGCGUCCUACGCUGGAGUAUUCUCGUUCUAAUUAAUCAGCUAAUGUCAGACAAUGUCUGAAGUGGAGCGAUUGUUCAAUCUAUGUGAUCCAGAAGGGAAGGGUUAUUUGACUGAGCAAGAUCUUCACCACAUUUGCCCACAACUUGAUCAGAAGGACAUUGAAUUCAUUUUCGCGCAGUUAGAUACCGAUGGAUCCGGCAGAAUCGACAAAGAAGAAUUCUGUCAUGGUUUUAACAAAGCUGUACUCGAAGGAGAAAGUAGAGGAUACGGAGGGAUGAAACGUCGGGCAAGUCUCAUCGACUACGGCAAUUCAGAAGGCAAAUUGAUGGACAUUUCUGAUUUGCCCCCGAUACGGCCUGGUGAUGAAGUUUUUGACAGCGAUGCAGAGUCAUCGUUCGCUCGACCGAAUCGUCUCCGCCCUCUCGAAGAGGAAUUGUACAAUUCAGAAUCUGACACGAAUGCCAGCAUUGAUUUUGCACUGCCUUGCCACGAGGAGGUUGUCAUGCUAUAUCAACAGCUUCAAAAUGCUGGAGUACCGCAACUUUUGCGAAAAUACGAACGCAUUGUAGGAUCAUUUUACAAGGAAUUAAAGGACCAAAAAGAUGAAAAUCAGCGACUACAGCAUGUUUUCGAAACAGAAAAAGAUAUGUACAACAAACGAAUGGAAGAAGUCGAGUUAGAAAUUGACCAGCAAGUGAUGAUUGCUGAACGUAAAGCCAGAGAAGAAGAGAGACAGAGAUUAACCAAGGAGAAAGAAGAAAUGAAAUCGAAAAUGGCGGAAGAAAUGCGAACAAUGCAAAGCAAUAUCGAAAGACUUCAAAAAAUGGAAAAUGUGCUAGAAAAGGAAGGACAGAAACUUUCACAUCAGAAAGAGUUGCAGGACCGUCUCAAGGAAGUUUGUUCUGAGAAUACAGAACUACGACGUGGUUUGGCUGAGAAUCAUCUUGAAUUAGCGAUGAUCAAGAGUGAACUUGCACAUGUUCGUGCUGAGUACGAGCACAAGGAGAAUGAACUAAUCCGGCAAAAAGACGAAGUCUCUGCUGUAUCCCAGGAAAGUGAAAAUAUGCAACGUCAGAUUCAGCUUCUUUUCGAAGCCAACAAAAAGCUGCAUGACACUAACGAAAGCCUCAGAGAUGCACUGGACAGUCGUGCUUCAGUAAUCAGACAAUUCAACUUGGUGAACAAACGAACACCGUCACCGAGCAGCUUAGUGAGAACCGCAUCCGAAGGGGUAGCUCUUUUCCAGAGCCCAACCCAAGAUAGUCUAAGGUUACCGACUCCACCAACUUGGAGUGAGGUAUCACCGGAGGAAGACGGUAUCACAAUAUCUGUUGAAGAUGGGAACUGUUCAAGCGAUUCGGAAAAACCUAAAGGAGACGUUGAAGCGAUGAUGGGCCUUCAUGCGGCUACUGGCCCUGCGGAAAGGACGUUUAGAAUAGUAAUGUGUGGAGAGGCAGCUGUUGGAAAAAGCAGUUUAGUUAUGAGGCUUGUCAGUGGCAAGCAUUGUGCUAAUUUGCCUAGCACGCUAGGUGUUGACUUCCAUGUCAAGACAGUAUGUGUAGAUGGAAGAAAUGUUGCCCUUCAAUUAUGGGAUACUGCUGGACAAGAGAGGUUUCGCUCAUUAUGUAAAUCGUACUUCCGGCGUGCAGAUGGUGCUGUUUUGGUUUACGAUGUCUCAUCAGAGCACUCCUUCAUUAGAAUUCGAGACUGGGUUGACACAAUAAAGGACUCAGUUGAAAGACAAAUCCCAGUCAUAUUGGUUGGUAACAAGUGCGAUCUUCGACAAGAGAAUGCCGGUGGAGUUUCGAGGGAAGAUGGCGCUGCCCUCGCCGCUAAGAUGGGUAUCCUGUUCAUGGAGACAAGUGCGCUAGAUGGAAGCAAUGUGGACAGCUCUGUCUUAGCCCUCACAAGAGAAAUGAUGGCAAUGGAAGAUGUCGACGUGCGUUCUGCAGGAGUGAUCCUCUCGCCGAGGACAAAACCAGCCACAGGGUGUUUUAGUAAAUGCAAGGCAUAAUUGAAAGUUUCUGCUAAUUCAGUCUACAUCCUUUUCUUCUGAAGAUUUUUGUACGAAUUGCACAUAAAUAGAUUUUCUCAAGAGACAUGUAAUAAAGCUGGAUGUUUUC
Messenger RNA from Cylicocyclus nassatus, 2151 nucleotides. The record is from the annotation of a GenBank genome assembly. NCBI's taxonomy places the organism in Eukaryota, Metazoa, Nematoda, Chromadorea, Rhabditida, Strongylidae.